Papaver somniferum (opium poppy) is the source of this 1366-nucleotide messenger RNA. RefSeq names its product coiled-coil domain-containing protein 93-like. Gene Ontology annotation, biological process: Golgi to plasma membrane transport. The record is from RefSeq and is a predicted model, not a curated record. Lineage: Eukaryota; Viridiplantae; Streptophyta; Magnoliopsida; Ranunculales; Papaveraceae. The transcript has 10 exons. Bases 175 to 1077 code for a protein of 300 amino acids.
AACCCAGGACCCGUUUCGUGUGUGUUUAGUUCUUUCUCAAGCACUAUACAGUUACAGCGUUAUUCAAAUUCAAUUAGGUUCUUCCAAGUUCAAAGCUCACAUCGUAAUCACCGGUCCUUUGACUCUAAUUGCAGCAACUAACCUUUGAUUUUCUUAAUCAGGACGCACUCGAGUAUGGUCAUACAAACACAGGUGAAGUCUGUUUUAAAUGAGAUUGAAGAGGAGGAGCAAAGGGUCCAGCAGCUGGAGGAGGAGUUAAAUCAUGUGCAAAAAUCAACGGAGAUGUUGCGUGCGAGUUUGAAUGAACAGAUUCAAAAGAAGGCUACUAUUGAGAAUGGGAUGCAACGUCUGCAGGAAAAGAUCAAUGAAGAAGAUGGUAAUAUUGAUGUAGUGCAGAGGGUGAAAGUGCUACUGGAAUCUGUGGAGGCUCUUGAAAAGCAAGAAGGCGAACUCAGGACUUCUUGCGAACAAAAGCAUUCCAAUUUGCAAGCCGAGGUCAAUGAAUUGGAAAGGAUAUCCAACAGUGAGGAAAUCAAUAGCCACUCUGGUGAUCUCCAAUCCUUCCGUGAUCUAGGAGAAAACUGGCAAUCUGCAAAGGAAUUGGCUGCUAAACUAAGGGCUGUACUAUCAUUGAAGCGACGCCUUGAUGAUCAGCCAUCCCCAUCAGAACUAAUUCAGUAUGAACGAAGGUUUUCGGAAUUGUAUGUUCAAAUACAGGAAAAGCAUCAACAAACUCGUCAAUAUUAUGCUACUUAUAACGCUCUUUUGGAGAUAAAGGAAUUAGUACAGAAGGAAACAUCCUUAUUAAACUCCAUAAGUUCACAGUUUCAAGAUGCGAUGACCAGUACAGCAGGUCGUGCAAAACUUAUUGGCUCCAUGGAGGCAGUGUUACAGGGAACCCAACAGAAGCUAGGAAAGGUGCAGCUUGGUCUGCAAGAAGAACAGAGAAAAUGUGAUGUCUUCAAGGAGGAGUAUGCUGCAUCAGUAGUGGAGCAAAGGCGAUGUUCUUCCAUUUUGAAGGCUUUCCAGGAGGAAUGCACAAAGAACGAGAAACUUCGGAGGCAAACUUCUGCAUAGAGUAACCAAACACUCGUGUGCGAGCUUUUUCAAGCUUCUAAUAGUUGACUUAGAUGACUGAAUUUACAAUAAAUAGUUUGGUUUUUGAAAUUUUAUUAGCUCAAAAAUGUAAUGCUUUCCCUUGGUUAAGGUUAUUUCUUUACUGUCCUUGCUCCACUACUUUGUAGAUUUCUUGAAAACUUCAGCUGUAAAUGUAAACUCAAACCCUGAAAAGCAUAUAGAACAUUCUUCUAUUUUAUUUGAAUUGCAAAAUUGUUAUAUGGAUAGCAUGGGCCAUUCUUCUUUUGAA